This is a messenger RNA of Prunus mume (Japanese apricot), 1170 nucleotides long. Its product is annotated as lysM domain receptor-like kinase 3. Gene Ontology annotation, molecular function: protein kinase activity; ATP binding. Lineage: Eukaryota; Viridiplantae; Streptophyta; Magnoliopsida; Rosales; Rosaceae. The record is from RefSeq and is a predicted model, not a curated record. Gene Ontology annotation, biological process: protein phosphorylation.
AUGUGGAAGUUGCGGUGGAAGAACAAAAAGGGCAGGCUGGCGAUUGAGCCGGCGAGCCCCAUCGAAGCUAGAUCCUCCUCCUCUGGUCCAACAGAAGACCGUCCUCACUCCGCCAAUUCCCACACCAACUUCUCCUCCACCUCCUCCACCUCCUCCGCCUCCUGCUCCUCCCUUAAAUCUCACAUCAAAUCCUCCCUCCCCGAAAACCCCCUCAUCUACAACAAGUCGGAUAUCCACGACGCUUUAUUAAGCCGCCUCCCCGGCUUCUCCCGCCGCCGUUCCCUUUGCGGCAAAGACGUCGUCAUUUUCCAGCGCCAGUCCGGCCUCCCACUCUCCUACUCCGACUCCGACUCCGACUCCGACUCCGACCUCUACCACCGCCUCUCCCAGAUCUCCAAAUCCCACCACACCAGCCUCAUCAAGCUCCUCGGUGCCUCCCUCUCCGGCCCCUACAUCUACCUCGUCUACGAAUACGUCCAGGGCGCCAACCUUGCCGACUGCCUCCGCAACCCUAACAACCCCGAAUUCACUGUUUUGUCCACGUGGCUCUCCCGCAUGCAGGUCGCCGCCGACGUCGCCGAUGGCCUCAAUUACAUGCACCACUCGUCCGGUGACAACUCUGUCCACAACCACAUCAAAUCCUCCAACAUCAUCGUCUCCGAGCAGAAAAACCUCCAGCUCAGAGCCAAGAUCUGCCAUUUCGCCACCGCCGCUCUCUGCUGCAAGACACAGUCUCUGUCCGCGACGGUGGAGGGCACCAGAGUGUACAUGGCGCCCGAGGCGCAGCUGACGCACAAGUGCGAUGUUUAUGCCUUCGGGGUUGUGCUUCUGGAGUUGAUUUCAGGGGAGGAGCCAUUGAUGGACGGCAAUGGAGGAGGAGGUGGAGGAGGGUGUAGGAGGGUGAGUGUGAUCGAGAAGGGGAGGGAGGCUGUGAGUAGCGGCAGCGGGGUGAGGAGGUGGGUGGAUCGAAGGUUGAAGGACUCCUUUCCGGAGGAGGUGGCGGAGAAGAUGGUGAAGGUGGCGUUGCAGUGUGUCAAGGAGGAUCCGGACAGCAGACCCGACAUGGGUCGGGUUGCUGGUUGGGUUUCGAAUCUGUUUUUGGAGUCGGAGAGUUGGGAAAAGGAGAUGGCCCCGCCUAUUGACAUGACAAUUUCAUUGGCCCCUCGGUGA